AUGCCUCGUUUACAUUCAUCCCGCUUCCGUGGCAGUGAGCAGGGAAGUGGGCAUGGAAGUCGGCAACGCGAGUAUGCAAACACGUCAUUCGCGCUGACCGCGCUCCUCGCGUUGUCGCUGCCCGACGCUCCCGUCACGAGCGGUAAACUGAGCAGCGCGAGCAGCAACAUAACCGGCAGUGCGAGCGUGAGUACGUGUUUACAUUCUGUUAAAAUACAGUUAUCGCACAAGUGCGUGAAGAAGAACGUUGUGCACGCGUAA
This is a messenger RNA of Cinara cedri, 261 nucleotides long. The record is from the annotation of a GenBank genome assembly. Lineage: Eukaryota; Metazoa; Arthropoda; Insecta; Hemiptera; Aphididae.